UGAGCCUUAUAAAGGUAUCACAGUAAAUAUGAAAUUUUGAGGACAAGCGUUCUUUUCGAAGGAAAUAUACUUCAAUAUCGAAAACUUAAUAUUCAUUUUUUUGGCAGAUGGACGGUUUUCAGUAAAUAUUGCGCAAACAACAGUUAUAAAUCAGUUAUAUAUCAUAGAACUUUGGAUUGGUUAUUGCUAACAUGCAUCAGAGAGGGCUGCUACACCGAAAGAUGGACCCCAGCGCUGGCAUUACCAUAGUUGUUGUUGUUUACAGUUUUUGCAAGCGCAUCAUACCAUAUCACACAUAUAUAGAGCCCGUUGUAUGGCCAUUGCCGCGAUGCUAUUUAAAUCCCAACACAUCUGUUCAUACAUAAGCAAAUCACUUGGGUUAACGCUCAGAAAUUGAUUUCAAAAAUUAAGCAAAUGUUAUUUGUUUUGUUUGUUUGCAAUUACAUAACGAUAUGUUGUUUAUUAUAGUGAGGUGCGAGGGCACCUUUUUAUAUAAUAUUAUAACUUAUUCAUAUAGGCAAAGAGAUAUAAUUUUUUAUUGAUUUCUUUCUUAAGCAAUUUCGAAAAGACAAAAACCGCCCUUCAAGUAAAUUUGAAAUUAAAUUUUAAAGCGCGUACACAUGAUAAUAAAAUGGCAGAGUUAACAAAAUCUUUUUUUGUAAUUGCUUUAUUAUAUUAUUAUUCUCACUUGCCUCGAACGUAUGCUGAAAGCGGUAAAGGUUACAUUGAUUUGUUAGACUUGCAAAACAAUGACCAGUUCCAUUGGGGCAGAGAGCACGCAAUAAAAAGAUCGCUGCUAACAAAGAAUGAUAAAGUAGUAAAUAAUACAAAUGAAGCUCCAUUACAAGACACAUUUAGGCAAAAACGACAAUCAGGAAGCAUCGUUAAGGACAAUCAAUUAUUGGAAAAUAAAGAAUAUGGCGUGUGCCGUACACCGACUGGUGAGGAGGGAACAUGCCGUCACGUUAUUUAUUGCCGUAUGCCAGAAUUGAAAGAUGAUAUUUGGCGUAUGCUCUCGCAGCUAUGUGUUAUCGAGAAAAGUGCAAUUGGUAUAUGCUGCCCGACACGCAUUAUAGGCCGAUUAGGUCCACAAAUUAUUGCAAAUGUCAAUAACAAUGAUUUGUCUAAUUCAGGCGUUAUUAAUCAACCUGAACAACGUGGUUGCGGCAUAGCUACUCGGCAAUUUCCUCGUGUAACUGGUGGACGGCCGGCUGAACCUGACGAAUGGCCUUGGAUGGCUGCUAUUCUAAGGCCCGGUCUCUCGUAUGUAUGGUGUGGUGGCGUUUUAGUGACGGAUCGUCAUGUUUUGACGGCCGCCCAUUGCAUUCAUAAAAUUCGCAAGGAAAACUUAUUCGUGCGCCUCGGUGAAUAUAACACGUUAUUGUUGAAUGAGACAAGAGCUCGCGAUUUUCGCAUAGGUGCUAUGGUCACUCAUAUCGAUUAUGAUCCACUAACAUAUGAACAUGAUAUUGGUUUGAUUAGAGUACAUCGUCCUACCAUUUUUAAUACCUAUAUAUGGCCAGUUUGUAUGCCACCAAUCGGUGAAAAUUGGGAAGAUAAAAUGGCUAUCGUCACCGGUUGGGGUAGUAAGAAUUUUGGUGGCCCGCAUUCAGAUAUUUUAAUGGAGGUUACUAUACCCGUUUGGAAAUUGGACGAUUGCCGCGAGGCCAUGCUUGAACGCAUAACGGAAGGAAUGUUAUGUGCUGGUUUUCCAGAAGGUGGGCAGGAUUCUUGUCAGGGUGAUAGCGGCGGUCCUCUCUUAUUACAAUUGCCUAACAGACGUUGGGUAACAAUUGGGAUUGUAUCAUGGGGAGUGCGUUGCGGUGAGCCCAAUCGCCCUGGCAUGUACACGCGUGUGGACCGAUAUUUGCAUUGGAUUGUCGAGAACUCAGAUGUUUAAACGCGCGUUAUUCAAUAUUGUUUGUAAGAUUUUUUUUUUUUUUAUUGUUUUGAUUAUAUACUAAUAUUAAACAAAUUUACCAGAAAUUUAAAAACGAAUUUGUAAUACAUAUCUAAACACUUAUCGCUGACUCUUGCUUUACAGAAAUAUUGGAAAAAAGUAACUGGAAAUGUUUAACAAGGACAAUUUUUAAUAAAAAUGUAUAUACAUUCGUAUGUAUUAACGUCCCAAUCAAAA
Messenger RNA from Glossina fuscipes, 2137 nucleotides. RefSeq names its product venom protease. Gene Ontology annotation, biological process: proteolysis. The coding region runs from base 632 to 1900 and encodes 422 amino acids. The transcript has 5 exons. Gene Ontology annotation, molecular function: serine-type endopeptidase activity. NCBI's taxonomy places the organism in Eukaryota, Metazoa, Arthropoda, Insecta, Diptera, Glossinidae. The record is from RefSeq and is a predicted model, not a curated record.